This is a messenger RNA of Aspergillus heteromorphus CBS 117.55, 1473 nucleotides long. RefSeq names its product catalase. The coding region runs from base 1 to 1473 and encodes 490 amino acids. Gene Ontology annotation, molecular function: catalase activity; heme binding. Gene Ontology annotation, cellular component: peroxisome; mitochondrion; cytoplasm. The record is from RefSeq and is a predicted model, not a curated record. The transcript has 7 exons. NCBI's taxonomy places the organism in Eukaryota, Fungi, Ascomycota, Eurotiomycetes, Eurotiales, Aspergillaceae. Gene Ontology annotation, biological process: hydrogen peroxide catabolic process; response to hydrogen peroxide.
AUGUCCAAGCCCGUCUACACCCUCGCCGAGGGGCAGCCUCUGCCGGACCCCUCCGUCAGCACCACCCUCCCGACCUUCGGCGGUGGUGCCAUCACCACGCUGGGCGACACCUUGCUGCUCGAGACGUUGGCGCAUUUCAACCGCGAGCGCAUCCCCGAAAGAGUGGUGCACGCCAAAGGAUCCGGCGCCUGGGGUGAGUUCCGCGUCACCAACGACAUCUCCCACCUCACCUGCGCCAAGUUCCUCGGCGGCGUGGGCAAGAAGUGCCAGGUCCUCUUCCGGUCCAGCACGACGGGCGGCGAAAAGGGCAGCGCCGACACCGUGCGCGAUGUGCGCGGGUUUGCCGUCAAGUUCUUCACCGAGGAGGGCAACCAUGAUAUCGUGGGCAACCAUGUCCCCGUGUUCUUCGUCCGGGACCCCGUCCGCUUCCCCUCCCUGAACCGCAGCCACAAGAAACACCCGGCCACCGGCCGCGCCGACAUGAACAUGUACUGGGACUUCCACUGCAACCAGCCGGAGAGUGUGCACACCCUGAUGCACGUGUUUGGCUCUCGCGGCACCCCCGAGUCAGUGCGCCGCAUGACGGGCUUUGGAAUCCACACCUUCAAGCUGGUGGGCCCCGACGGACGCUUUCGCUACUGCAAGUUCCACUUCCGGCCGGUGCUGGGCUCCCACAACAUGACCCCCGACGCGGCCACCCGCCUGGCAGGCGCGAAUGCCGAUUUCCAUAACCAGGACCUCGCCGAUGCCAUCACCCGUGGCGAGUAUCCGGUGUGGAAGAUGUACGUCCAGAUCAUGGAGCCGGAGCGGGCCGAGACCUAUGGCCGGGCCGUCUUCGACAUCACCAAGGUCUGGCCGCAUAGGGACUUCCCCCUGAUUGAGGUCGGAGAGAUGACCCUCAACCGCAAUCCCGAGAACUUCUUCGCCGAGAUCGAGCAGGCGGCCUUCUCUCCCUCCAACCUGGUCCCGGGCAUUGCCGUGACCCCCGAUCCGAUGCUCCAAGCCCGCAUGUUCGCCUACCCUGACGCCCAGCGUUAUCGCCUGGGUGUCAACUACCCACAGCUGCCGCCCAACCGGCCGAUCUGCCCGGUGUAUGCGCCGUACGAGCGGGACGGUCUGGCGACGACGACGCGCAACUAUGGCGGAGACCCCAACUACGUGACCAGCACGCUGGCCCCCGGCGUGCGCAGCGAGACGGUCCCCAACGUGCGCCACACCGAGUGGCUGCGGUCGGGCGCCGUGCUGGGCCUGAACGCGAUCCCCGUGGACGACGAGGACUUCGUGCAGCCGCGGGCCCUGUGGAACGACGUCUUCGAUGAGGCGGAGCGCCGCCAGUGGGUGGCCAACGUCACGGCGUCGCUGGAGGGGGUGCUCCCCGAGAUCCAGCAGGCGACCAUCGCCAUGUUCAGUCGGGUCGAGCCGCGGAUCGGGCAGAUGAUGGAGGCAAAGCUGAAGGGGAGUGCCCGUUUGUAA